This is a messenger RNA of Lotus japonicus, 1035 nucleotides long. RefSeq names its product class-10 pathogenesis-related protein 1-like. The record is from RefSeq and is a predicted model, not a curated record. NCBI's taxonomy places the organism in Eukaryota, Viridiplantae, Streptophyta, Magnoliopsida, Fabales, Fabaceae. Gene Ontology annotation, molecular function: protein phosphatase inhibitor activity; abscisic acid binding; signaling receptor activity. Gene Ontology annotation, biological process: abscisic acid-activated signaling pathway; defense response. The transcript has 3 exons. Gene Ontology annotation, cellular component: cytoplasm; nucleus. Bases 106 to 849 code for a protein of 247 amino acids.
GUUGUGCUCACAAAUCACACAAGCCAAUUAAGCUCUCAUUUCAUUCUCCCACUACCACUGUCAUUCUACUCUUGUGUCUUACUAGCUCAUCAUCAUCAAUUCAUCAUGGCUGUUCUUACUUUCACCGACGAGACCACCUCUACCGUAGCUCCAGCUAAGCUUUUCAAAGCUUUGGUUCUAGAUGUUGAUACCAUCGUCCCAAAGGUUAUUCCUGUUUUCAAGAGUGUUGAAAUUGUUGAAGGAAAUGGAAUUGCCGUCGGAACCGUAAAAAAAAUCACUAUCAAUGAAGGUGGAGAAGACAAGUAUGUGUUGCACAAAAUUGAUGCAAUUGAUGAGGCCAAUUUUGGAUACAACUACAGCAUCAUUGGAGGUGUUGGGUUGCCGGACUCCGUGGAGAAGAUUUUAUUUGAGACCAAAUUGAUUGCAGGGCCUGAUGGAGGUUCCAUUGCAAAGCUCACCGUCCACUUCCACCUCAAAGGUGAUGCUAAACCCACUGAAGCAGAGCUCAAGGAAGGCAAGGAAAAGGGUGAUGGUCUUUUCAAGGCAGUUGAGGAUGGGCAAACCAAGGAAUUGUUGCACAAAAUUGAUUCAAUUGAUCAGGCCAAUUUGAAAUACAACUACAGCAUAGUUGGAGGUACUGAUCUUCCAGCCACAGUGGAGAAAAUCUCAUUUGAGGCCCAUUUGGUUGUGGGUUCAAAUGGAGGAUCAAUUGCAAAACACAAUAUCAACUACCACACCAAAGGCAAUGCUAGUUUCUCUGAAGAGGAGGUCAUGGCUGGCAAGGCCAAGGGUGAUGCUCUUUUCAAGGCCAUUGAGGGUUAUGUUUUGGCCAAUCCUGAUUACAACUAAAGCCUCUCGCUAAGCGAUUGCAUAUAUAUGCCGUGAUCAACCGCAUAUAAUCCAGUGUGCUUAAUUUGGUGCCAAUGUAAUUCUCCUUUUUAUUUUAUUUGCUUUUUCCGCGGAAUUGUGAGAUUUCAUUUCGUGAGUGUUGUACCUCCAUUCAAUAAAUAAUGAGCAACAAUUUCAGUAUAUAAA